AUGGAGGCUCUGAGAGUACAAUCAUUGGCAGAAAAGGGUGAGAUGUCAGUACCAUCUCAGUACAUACAACCACCGGAAAGCAGAUCACAAAGAGAAAACCCUAACUCUAACCCUAAUCCUAACGUAAAUUCAAUACCAGUAAUUGAUUUUAGUAAUCCAAGAACAAACCUUCUCGAAGAACUUAGAAAAGCGUGCAAAGAAUGGGGAGCAUUUCACGUGAUAAACCAUAGGGUUCCGGUUGGUUUGUUGGAUGAUAUGAGGCGCGUCGGUCGGACUUUCUUUGAAGAGCGUCCGAUGGAAGAGAAGCUUAGGUAUUCAUGCGAUUCUGGUUCUGCUGCUUCUGAAGGAUAUGGCAGUCGCAUGCUCGUAGCGUCCAAUGACACCGUUUUGGACUGGAGAGAUUAUUUCGAUCACCACACUUUGCCCUUAUCUCGUCGCAAUCCUUCUCGUUGGCCUGACUCUCCUGCCGAUUACAGGUUCACUAUUCUCUCUUACCGAGCUGACUCUGAACAAUAUUAG
This is a messenger RNA of Nicotiana tabacum (common tobacco), 519 nucleotides long. NCBI's taxonomy places the organism in Eukaryota, Viridiplantae, Streptophyta, Magnoliopsida, Solanales, Solanaceae. The record is from RefSeq and is a predicted model, not a curated record.